Messenger RNA from Phaedon cochleariae (mustard beetle), 3704 nucleotides. Lineage: Eukaryota; Metazoa; Arthropoda; Insecta; Coleoptera; Chrysomelidae. The record is from the annotation of a GenBank genome assembly.
GUUAUGGUUUAUUAUUUGUUUCUAGAUGAGAAGAUGAGAUAAGAUUCAUUUUAACAAUUUGAGUAAAAUGAGUCUUUUUUGGAUUAUGUGUACAAAAUGACUCAAAUAAUACUGAAAAUUAGGCAUAUAGUUCUUUUUAUAAUCUUUAUUUUAGUUGUGUUAUGUAUCCUAGCAAAAUUAUUGAAUGGAGAUGGACAGAUUUUCAGAGAAUACAGUGACAGUUCAAAAAACAAGGAAUAUAUAUUUCCUGAUGAUAUAAACCAUGCAACACAAUUGUUAAAUGAAGCAAGUAACAAGAUAGAAGCAUUGGAAGAAAAGAUAAUUUCUUUGGAGGGCAGAGUACCAAAAACCUAUCCUGAUGUGAAAUUCUUGAAUUAUCUCAAUAGAAAAAGAAUAUUGGUAACUGGUGGGGCAGGGUUUGUUGGUUCACAUCUAGUAGAUAGAUUGAUGCUACAAGGACAUGAAGUGAUUGUUGCAGAUAACUUUUAUACAGGAAGGAAAAGUAAUGUGGAACAAUGGAUAGGUCAUGAAAAUUUCGAACUCAUACAUCAUGAUAUUGUACACCCAAUUUACAUUGAAGCAGAUGAGAUAUACCAUCUUGCCAGUCCAGCUAGUCCACCUCAUUACAUGCAUAAUCCUGUCAAAACAAUAAAGACAAACACUCUGGGAACCAUCAACAUACUAGGUUUAGCAAGAAGACUGAAUGCCAAGGUGCUAAUUGCAAGUACAUCAGAAGUUUAUGGUGAUCCUGAUAUUCAUCCACAACCAGAAACAUACUGGGGUCAUGUUAAUCCCAUUGGCCCUAGGGCAUGCUAUGAUGAAGGUAAAAGGGUAUCAGAAUCAUUAACGUACGCUUAUGCCAAGCAGGAGAAUAUGAAAGUUCGUGUGGCCAGAAUUUUCAACACUUAUGGCCCCAGAAUGCAUAUGAAUGAUGGAAGAGUUGUUUCCAACUUUAUUUUACAAGCUCUACAAGAUGAUAAAGUUACAGUGUAUGGAUCAGGAGAGCAAACCAGAUCUUUCCAAUAUAUUUCAGACUUAGUAGAGGGUUUGGUGGCUCUAAUGAAUUCAAACUAUUCUCAACCAGUCAACUUAGGCAGUCCAGUUGAACAUACAAUAAAUGAGUUUGCAACAAUUAUCAAAACUCUGGUCGGCGGACGCAGUAAAAUAGUGCAUGUAAGUGAAGUAGAAGACGAUCCUCAAAGGAGAAGACCAGAUAUAUCUAGAGCCAAAAAAAUUUUGAAUUGGGAACCGACAGUCACUCUCAACGUAGGACUCCAGAAGACUGUUGAAUAUUUUAGACAGGAACUAAAAAGAUACAAGUAUUCUCCAAGGAAUAAAUUUGUAAUAGGUGACCGACCUUAAUGAAAGUUUUUACUGAAGUAUUUUUUAUGGCUGUUUUAUAUAUAAUGAAUGUUGUUGAAUAUAAUUUGUUUGAAAAAUAAUCCAAUUUCCUUAACACCUAUCACAUACAUUGGAGAAGGAAACAAUUAUAUUUUUUCUGUGACAGGAAAAAAGUUUGACAAUUCAUCUCUGUUGAUGGGUUAUGAAAUGUCAAUUUUCAUACAUUCCAGAAUAUCUAUGGCUAUUGGGGAUAGAAAAUAAGCGUUCGCCACCUAGCGGAGAUCUUGAAAGCUGUCAUUGGUUCACAUUCGUUUUUAGUUUGUGCUAAUAGGCCUUUUCAUUUUUCAUUUAGAUGACAAAUGACUCUCUGUUUACAUCUCGCAUCUAACGACAGUGGCGGCCAUUUUUACUGAAACACUUACACCACACUCCUCAGUAACGAAUAAGUAACGUUUUUUGGAAUUAAAUUAUUAUAAUACAAUUAAUACACACCAGGAAUAUAAAAACAAGAAUACUAUGUUGUUAUUGUUGUUUCUCAAUGAGGAAUGCCCAUGGUGGUUGACACUGUUGACAUUUGACAGAACGUCAAUAAUACCCGCCAUAUUCGAAAUGGCCAAUCAGGAUUUUGUGUUGAAACUAUAGCCAAUGAGACUUCACCUUUGCAUUACCCAAUGAAUUGUUGGAUCUAAAAACGAGCGCAUGCGUCUUAAAAAUAUAUCUAGAUGAAAAGGCCUAUUGGCCACAUCAUCAAAACAAACCGCUCAGACGUGUUCAAGUUGUUGCCGUCAGGUGGGGCAACAUGUUAUUUUCUAUUCUGAAUUCAACUGUCAGUAAAUCCACUGACUGCUGAAAAUCUGUAUUUGGAAAUGAAAAAUCAAAAACACAGUGCUGUAAUAGAGAACUACAUUUCAUGGUUUUCAUCAGUAAUCAGCAACUGCAGCUGGUGAAAUUUUAAUAUUAUUCUCAGGGUCAAUUAUUUCAAUAACAGGCAUUUUCUGAUUGUUAUUACUUUAUUAUUGAUAAGACAAUUAUGCCUUAUGUUUGAAAAACAAGGUAAUAAAUAAAUGUGAAAUUGCUUCCCCCACUAAAAAAAUGACAGUUCUGUGGAGCCACACUACCUUUUGAUUGUGAACAAUUUCAGCAGAAUGUUGAGUUGAAGUUGAAAUAUUUGGAAUGCAUAGUAUGUCUGCUCAUAAGUAUCUGUCACUUUCAAUGAUUUUUUUCAUUUCUGAAUGAAAAUUCAGCAUAUUUAGUACUGUUGGUUGAAUAUGGAAUAUAGCCCUUAUAUACACUGUUGAUGGAUUUUGUUGUGGUCUCCCAGAAAGAACUGCAAGUUCUUUUAUCACCCAUUCCACUUCUCUACUAAGUGCAAUUUUCUUAAAAUCAAAUCACAGAAUAAUUAGACUGACAGACAUUUGAUGACUCAAAAGGAAUGAGAAAUCUCCAAAUUUCAUUAUGGAUAAUUUUCUAAUUUUGAUAUAAUGUAAUAUCUUCUCAAUAUUGAUUUGUCCUUUCUCCUGUCACAGAAUAAAAUUGUGUAUUAUACAAGGGAAAAAAUUCAUGGUUUUUGGUCUCCCUCUGCAAUGCAUCAGGAGACAACACAAUCUGGAGCUAAAAUCUACAACUUUUUUCCCUUGUAUAAUAAAUAACUAUUUCAGGAAUGUUGUUUCACUGUCUGUCAAUUUUAUGAUACAAGAACCAAUAUAUGGGGAACAUAAAACUGGGAGGACUCUUGAUGUUAUUUUGGCUGAUAUAUUUUUUAAUUUCAUCCAAGGUCAUUUCCACUACUUCUAUUAUCUCAUCAUCUACUCCACCUCCAUUAGAAACUUUCAUUUCAUCAGUAACUUCACAAUAGAAAGCUGUUUGAAGGCUAGCAGAAGUUCCAACUCCAGAUCUGUAUGAGCCUAUUUUUUGAAGGUUAGCCAAGGGCACAUCAUACCCACAUUCUUCCAAUAUUUCUUCUCUGGCUAUUUCUGCAACUGACUUGUCUUUAUCUAUGAUGCCAGCACAUAAUUCUAUGGUAAUGCCAAGAUCUGCUGGGUACUUUUCAAUGUUUAUCUCAUUUCCAAUGCUCCAGUCUUCUGCUGGUAUACUUCCUAUGUAUACUGCUGGACGAAACUGUUUCACAAAUAUCAAUACAUUUCUGGUAAUGUUGUAUAAUAAUAUUGCUACACUAUCAUGCACUGUUAGUAAAUCCCAUUUCCUUUUGAUUCCAUUUUGUAGAAAGUGCAUGGAGUAUGGUUUCAGGUAUAUUGAUUUUUCUAAAGGUUUCACAAAUACUUCCGUUACUUUAUCCAUAUUUAUUGAUAUCUUUUAUCAACCCCUUUUUCUUCCCAACCAGAGUAUAUAACACAAGAGUAUCU